AUGAGUACAGAAAGAUUUCUACCUGAUAAGAAGAGUAAGUUGGCCGCCACAAUUUUUGGUGAAGAAUUGGAGAGAUCAAUGGUGGGACGGUGGGUGGCAAAGGAUGAGAGAGGUGAUGAUGACGAGCAGACAAUGAUAUCAAAGACUGUUGUUUUUGCGGUAGAAUCCUUCACUAUUGAUACCACUGAUGGGGUUAAGCUUCACACUAUGCUUUUCACACCGAGAGGCGGAGAAGAAGAAGAAGAAGAUGAUGAAGAAGAAGAGGAGGAGGAAGAGAUGGGAGUUAAGAAAAAUGAGGACAUCGUGGUUGUUUUGGUGCAUCCGUACUCAGUUUUGGGUGGUUGCCAAAUUCUCCUGAGAGGGAUUGCAAGUGGGUUGGCAAGAAAAGGCUAUAAAGCUGUGACUUUUGACAUGAGAGGAGUUGGGAGAUCCACUGGGAAGCCUUCUUUAACUGGGUUCAGGGAAAUCAAGGAUGUGGUUUCUGUCUGCAGAUGGGCUUCUCAGAAUUGUUCUUCUAAUCGGAUUUUGCUUGUGGGUUCUUCUGCAGGGGCUCCGAUUGCUGGCUCUGCAGUUGACCUGGUUGAUCAAGUGGUUGGUUACGUGAGCAUUGGAUAUCCAUUUGGUUUUAUGGCAUCUAUCCUCUUUGGUCGACAUCACAAAGCUAUCAUCAAGUCUCCCAAACCAAAACUUUUCAUCAUGGGAACAAGGGAUGGAUUUACUAGUGUUAAACAGUUAAAGAACAAGCUAAAGUCUGCUAAUGGCCAUGUAGAGACUCAUCUGAUUGAGGGCGUAAGCCAUUUCCAGAUGGAAGGCCCUUCAUAUGAUGCUGAAAUGGUGAAAUUAAUCUUACGUUUUAUUCAGUCACUUUAG
Oldenlandia corymbosa var. corymbosa is the source of this 870-nucleotide messenger RNA. The record is from the annotation of a GenBank genome assembly. Lineage: Eukaryota; Viridiplantae; Streptophyta; Magnoliopsida; Gentianales; Rubiaceae.